Messenger RNA from Cotesia congregata, 6234 nucleotides. NCBI's taxonomy places the organism in Eukaryota, Metazoa, Arthropoda, Insecta, Hymenoptera, Braconidae. The record is from the annotation of a GenBank genome assembly.
AUGGCAUCCAGGGAAAAGAAACCCUUAGCGUCUUCAAAAAGUAAGCAGUCGAAGACUAACAAUGAUGCCAGUUUGUCAUCCUCACCUAGCAGAUCUAAUAAAAAUAGUAAUAAAAAUAAAUCACUGCCAUCGCAAUUAUUUGAAACGGUAACGCCAGAUCGUAAUAAUAAAUCAGCGAUUGUAUUGAGUUCAACGUUAUACCGAUUUCGGAGAGGACCGAUAUCGGUAAGAAAAUCCACUGGAUCUAUCGAUAGGCGUAUAUCUAGACUUAGAAGUGUGCCUUCAUUGAUUGAUAAUAAAUCAUCAAUAACAACAUCAACUACUACCACCACAGAUAAUAUUGGAUUGGAUACAUCGUUGUAUCCUGGUAGGAGACCAAAAGUAUCUGCGAGAAAAUCUUGUGGAGCUACUGAAAAUUAUAUAUCUAGACUUAGAAGUGUGCCUUCAUUGAAUGAUAAUAAAUCGUCGACAAAUAUUGUAUUGAGUAAUUUAAAACCCAAAGAUAAUAAUAAAGAGCAGAGUAUUGAAGUUGAUGGUUCAUUGAUUGAUAAAAAUUCUGACAGCACUUCUUGUUCUUCUACGAGUUCGACAAUUACGUCCCAGAGCAAUAGUCCAAAGUCGAAUAAAAAAUUGAAAACAGUAUCACCAGAGUCGCAAUUAAAGAGUGCCAAAGUAACAAAUAAAUUAUCAGAACGCAAGAAAUCCGUAGGUAAAGAAAGCCUUGAGGAUUUAAAGUACCUGAAGACUAGAAAAUCAAGUCCUGCUGUCGUUACAACAGCCAGUGAAGUUAAAAAUUCUGGAAAAUUAAAAAAUUCAAUAGACUCAACCAUUGACGAAGUUGUGGCAAUGGUCAGUGAUACUGAGAUUGAGGAGUUAGCCCCGGUCGAUCCGGAUAAUAAACUCGAGGGUAAAAUUACGCGUAGUAAGAAAAUGUUGAUUGAAGAGUGUGAUAUUAAAAAAGAACUAGUAGAACCUGAGGAAGAGAUUAAGUCUGAUGACGAGGGCGCGGAAACUCUGUUAAAAGCUAACCAAUCGUCGAGACGAAGAAUGAGUCAACGUAGUCUGAGAAAUGGUAAACUUAGACAGCUGGAUUCCACGGAGGAGAAAAAAGCUCGUCGCCAUGCGGACGAUGAAACAGAUAAUGCCGAUGACGAGCCGAACAAUGUCGAGUCUGGACAGAGUGAAGCUACUGAGAAUGAGAGAGAUGCUGAGACCGAGAACAAUAAUAAUAGUGAACAAGUUGAUCGCAGUGUUGACGGAGAAGCUGGUGGGCCUAAUUUAAGGUCUAAAGCUAAAGCAAAGAGUACUGAUACGCCAAUAACUGGUGAGGAUAUUUCAACGAUUGAUAGUAAGACGACUACAACUACAACAAAUCCUGCUGAAGAACCAAUUAGAAAAUCAUCGGGCUUCGAUUUACUGAAAAAAGAUAAUUGUUUAUUAGGAAAGAUAACGAUUGGUGAUAAACAGUCGCUUAAAGCAAGACGCAGCAGCCUUAAUAUUGAUGUUAAAAAAACAAUGGGCCCAUUAUAUGGAAGUGAAAAAAUAGAUGGUGUUAGCCCUCAAUCGAAACUAGAUAAAAUGGUUGAAGAUAUUAAAUUAAAUAUUGCUAAAUCUAUAGAAAGUAAAAUUGGGAGUGACAUUUUAUCUCUUGAUAAAUCAUUAGGAAUUACCAAGAAUUUUGAUACUCCAAAGAUUGAAGAAGUAGUUGCACCGUUUAAUACAAGUAUGCAGAAAAUAGGUGUGCUUAAUAAAAUUACUAAUGAUGAUGAAGAAACAAAAGCAGAUGGAUCGAAAAUACAGAUAGCGACUAAUAGUAGUACUACUAAUAAUAGUAAUAAUAGUAAUUCUGUACCCAAGGUAGCGGACACUGCCAAAGAGAUUGAGAAGCUAGUCAUGGGUGACAACAUAGAGGAUAAUCAACACAUUUCUGAAUCUGCUGAGACAUCUAAAAAUAAAGAUGCUAAUGAUGAAACUGCACUUAUCAAAAGUGAUAGUGCUAAAAAAUCACAUAAUGAGCCUGAUCAAAGUCAAAGCUCUUCCCAGUCUAGUGAAAGUUUGCUGAUAACAGCAACAACUGAAGUUGUAGUAGAAGAAGUACAAGAAGCAGUAAAACGAGAAGAUAAGGAAGAAGAAGAUCAAAAUCAAGAAAAAGAAAAAGAAAAAGAAAAAGAAAAGGAAGAAGAAGAAAAAGAUACUGUGUGUAGUAAUGAUGAAAAAGUUUCUGGAGAAGAAUUGAAGGAAGAAAAAAUUACGGUAAAACCUUGUGAGUCAAUGACUAAAGAGACUGAAGAAGAAACACUAGAAACUAUUUCAAUGGAAGUUGAAAGGCUUGUUACUGAGCCCUUGCCAAGUAAUUUGAACGAUACUCAGAGUAAUGAGAGUGAGGAAGAUAAAAAUUUGGAGAUGGAUGUUGAGUUGCCGGAAAAUAUUGUCGAGGCUGCAGAAAAUAAUGAGCAAGUUGUGAAAAUACAGGAUGUUGUGAAAAGUAACGAUCAAACAAAUUUAGACAGUGAAGUAAUCGAAAAUGUCAGUCUUGAAGAAAGUACGAUGGAAAUAGUAGAAGAAUCUGUUGUUAAUGAAGAAGAAAUUGAAGAUGAUAUUAAAUUAACAACGGAAAUUGACGACAAUGAUUAUGAACUCAUAGAAAAGGUUGGCGAUCAAGUUACUGAGGUUAAACAAGAAGUAAAGAAUGAAGAAAAGCAAAAAUCCGUCUCCCCAGAACCAAGCUUGAUUUCUCAAGAAGAAAAUACGAACAAAACUUCGGAAAAAGCAGUAGCAUCAGCAAUUGGAAUUGAAGUCAAAUCACGAGAAGAAAAGUCUAGUGAUAUCAAUAAAUCCGGUGUUGAAGAAGGUAGGCGUGUUCUGAGGGCAAGGGAUAAAUUGAGGAAAUCUGAGAAAGCUUUGAAAGCUGCGGAAGCCAGUGGCGAGGCUAAAUCGGAUGAUUUGAAAAUAAAUAAAGCUAGUACAAAUGAGACAGGUGAAUCGACUGGAAUGAAAUCGAAAGACGAAACCGAGACUGCGGUUGUUGUGAAGAUUGAGGAACCAGAACCGAUAACUCGUGGUAGACGAAGUCGAGAGGUCAAAAAACGAAAGGAGCUUGAAACAUCACCCCAGAGCUUGAAGAGCAAGCGAAGUCGACGGGAUAAUAAAAAAUUAGAACAACAAAAAGAAGAAACUUUAUUGGACAACGAAGUCGCAACUAUAAAUGAAAAUAAACGAUCGUUGUCUGUUGAUAAAUUGUCGAAAAGAAUAGAAGGUACUAAAAGCUUACGUGUUUUCUCGCCGUCUGAAAGUGCACGUGAUAAGAAUAACGACAAUCGCAGUAAAUCUGAAAACGAUAUUGAGACUUCUAAAGUCGGUAAAACUGAAAGAUUAUCAAGAGGCAGAUGUGAUAGUAUUAAGCCAAAAGAAUCCUCAGUAAAUCCAGCCGGUGAACAAAUUGAAAUAAAAGAAGCUAAUCCGAGAACUGAUGAUGAUGAUGUUACAAAGAAAGAAUCUAGUAGCGAAGAUGCAGCGGUACCUGUUAUUGCCGUAACAGAAGUAUCUGACAAUGAAUCUAAAGCUACCAAAAUUCAAGCGGAAAACGUUUUGAAGGACUCCGAUGAAGCUUCAACUUCCGGUGAAUCGACAAGUAGUGUUUCGUUUAAAAUUUUAGAAACCCCCGAAGAAAAGGUGAGAAAAGAAUCAAUUCUACGUAUGCUGGGUUUAGAGUCGAUGGAAAAAGCUGCUGAACGAUUGGAAAAAGCCAAGCGUGAGCAGUACACUGGCACAUUGAAAACUAUCAUUAGAGUCAGCAAGGACAAGGAUAAGGACAAGAAGCAGUCGAGGUCUCCCUUGAAAAUGGUACUCAAACAAGGACGCAACGACGGAGACGGAGGAGAUACAUCGGAGUUUUACACCAUUCAGAAGGAGCUGGGAACCAGUGGUUUGGGCGAUAGCAGCUCUGGUGCGAACCGAAAGCUCUCUACUAACCACAGACAAUCUUGCGGAAGACCGUGUGCUGAUGUUUGUUGUUAUUGCUUUGGAAAAUUUGGUUCUCUAGAUACGCCGAUGCAUUUAGCACAAUUAAAAUCUGAUGAACGCCGAGAAAAAAUUUUAUCCGCUGAGGGCCAUCUUACUACAGACUCGUGUCUUUGUGACGCAUGUUAUCGGCAUGUUGACAGAAAAGCAAACAUGAGUCCAACCAAUACAAGCUCAAAACCCCAACGAGUACAUCGUCAGCUGCUGGUUUCAAAAUGUAACGUAAAAGAUUGUCGGAAUCCAGCUAGACACACUGUUAAACGUCGUUGGAUCCAAAAGAUAAAGCCAAGUAUACAAAAUCAGAUGAAAAUUGACGUCACAGUGGAACCAAAUCAACAUUCAUCAAUGUACUUUUGUGUUGACCAUUACGCGUUGAUAGAGAAAUUUUUAAUAUGUGCUUUGUGUACUCGUCGCUUGACCAGAAAUCAAGCUUAUGUCGUAACUCCAUCGGAAACAAAUGAGUUGAAUCGCUUACUCGAACAACAAAGAGUACCAGUAUUAGUGACAUCCGGUACUUUUCUUUGCAAGCUCUGUCGAUAUUUCGUAAAUAUGCACUUUAAGUUUAAGGACGUUGAAAGUAUGAAAGCAAACAAUAAAGCGUAUUGCAAGAGUUAUCGGAAACGUCUGUUAGAAAUCCAUAAUAUAGAUGUAACAGAAGACGAAGACGACGAGUUGCCACAGCAAGGUCUCUCUAUGAAAGACAAGCGUAAAAAAUCCAAAAACAGUUUAAAUAAAAGUGGUAGUAGUGUUGGUAGUGGAGGUGGCGGUAACAGUGCUAGUGGGACUGGCGGUCCAUCGAAGUUUUCAGUAGAUAAUUCGGAUAAAUCGACAUCUGAAAAAUCAACACCUGAACCCGUCAAAUCAAAUCCACCUGCAACAUCACAAAUAGAUGAUACUGUUAAUCGAGAUUCGGAUGAACAACAUCCUAAGGCUAGUGUUACUGACGAUGACACAACGACUGAAACCCAAAUUCUUGAUUUAGAGAGCGCCGUUGAAAAACUGAAGAAACGUAAAGCGUUAGAUCAACAUUUAUAUUCAACAACAUCACCAGUAUUUAAUAAUCAUAAUAAUAACAGUAAUAAUAAUAAUAAUAAUAGUAGUAGUAAGCUUCAAAGGCCAUACGGGAAUCAAAGCUCGUUUCUACGUCACUUGAUACUACUAGAGAAAUAUUAUCGUUCUGGUGAUCUCGUACUUGCACCAAAUGCUUCACGUAAUGCCAUUAAUUAUUCAACAUCUGUGCAAAAUCGUUUGAUAUCAUACGAGGGCCCGGAAAAAGUUGAUGAGCCGAUAACAGAUCCGUUGCCAAAUGAAUUUAGUAAUUCACGGCGUUUGAGUGGUGGUUAUUUAUUGGAGAGAGACAGACUAGCUACUAGUACUCCCAGUACGAGUUCUUUGAUAACUACACCUCCGAUAACUACUGCAACGCCUGAUAAGUUAAGUUUAAGUCAAUUAUUACAGCAACAGCAGCAGCAAAAGCAACAAACACAAUCAUCACAGCAGCUCAAUACCAAAUCAAAUCCACCGAGAAUUUUUAAAAUAAAUACUGGUGUCUCCAUUAUUAAAAAGCCUCCUCCGAGUCUUCAGCGACUGAAUUUACCCUCGAGUAGUGGUAGCAACAGUAGUAAUAGCAAUAUUAUGACCAAUUCUACUGCUAAUGGUAGUGCCAAACGUAAAGACGGAUUUCCAAAUAAAAUAACUGGGAGUACAUCGGGUGGAAAAGUUAUUCAUAUGAGCGAGCCAGAUUUUAAGCGGUUGCAAUCGUUAAAGAAACAAAAAAUGUUAAGUGAAAAAAUUACUACAACUUCAUUUCCUUCGGCGACUUCAACAUCCACGUCAACGUCUUUAGCAUCAUUAACUAAUUCUCUGGCUGUGACGAAUGUUAAUGCGACAAAUGUACAGCAGCUAAAAUCAGCACAAACAGUAGCGCGACAAAAUUUUCAAUUUCACGAGCAUAUAAGAAUGCAGCAAGAAAUGUUGAAUCGACAAAGUCGUGGUGACUUUGAGCCACUUAUUUGCGACGUUCGAUCACUUAUUAAUGAGAAUACACCCACGCAAAAUCUAAUAAACAAUUUAAAUUUACCAAAAUCGAUACAAGUUACAACAAAGCCACCUAGUAAUAAUCCGAUACCAAUAUUACCAAAAAUACCUAAAUCAUUGACAUGUAUUACGUUAAACGAUAACCAAGCUGCUGGUAAACAUGCCAUCGAUCCAUAA